Molecule: messenger RNA, 1342 nt
Organism: Cuscuta campestris
Lineage: Eukaryota; Viridiplantae; Streptophyta; Magnoliopsida; Solanales; Convolvulaceae
Source: the annotation of a GenBank genome assembly
CAUGCCAUUAAACCCCAAUUAACUCCCAUCCGUUACACAUCAUUUUUGGGUAUAAAUAGGGGUCUUUUGGGUCUACUUUUCACAACCAUUCCUCACACAUUUCAUAGCUUUACAUUGCAUCAUUCCAUAAACUUUUUACAUAGCUUUUUAGAGCCAUUUCUUGAGGAAUUGAGUGUGUUCUUGAUCUAAAUUAGUUUACUCAUAUUCUACUCUUUAAGAGAGUUCUUGUUCUUGAGUGGUUAAGUGUUGUGAACACUUUAAGGGAGCCCAAAGAAGGAGAAGAAAACAUCAAUGCUCCAUGGUUGUAUACUAAGGAGGAAGAAGAAGAAGCAAGAAGAAAACCAUAAAGUCUCAAAAUCCUGAAACCAAAACACAUCAGUCCACUUUGAGGAACAUCCGGAAGGUAUCAUAGAGAAGGUUCCGUGUUGGAAUAUUGAAGUUAGUGAGUUAAUCGUCGGAAUCAUGUUCAUCGACAUACCCGAAAUUCUGGACAGCGACUAUCCCUUGACUUCAGGUCCGAUUUACGCUAUCUUACAUAUGUUAAAACGAAAUACUUUCUAUACGAAAGUUGUAGCCUUACAUCUUAGGAAUCCACAGAAUCAAACGGUUUGCAAUUUCGUGAAGAAACGAUGGAGAUAUGCCCAAAUUACCGCAGGCUGUCCAGUUGUGACGGAAAUGACAAAGUUGGUGAAUUUCGAUGUUGUUUCCACUCCCGCUCAUCCGUAAGGUUUCGGCCGAUGAUUUCCAGGUAUGUACCCUUGCGUUAGACUUUUCGAAUCAUUCAUUACAUACGUACAUGAACAUAUAUAUUAAUCCAUAUGUUGAAACCAUCCCAAAAUAUAUAUGUGAUGCAUAUAUAAGUCAUCUAUAUGUUCAGAUCAAAAUACACCAAUCCAUAAAGUUAAUAUACACAUAAGUAAAUAUAAACUUUGGAAAUCAACCCAACAAUAUGUAUAGAUUAAUAAAAGGUGUUUAAAAGACUUAAAGAAGUAUUUUGGACACUCAAAAUAUCAAGAGAAAGAUUCGCAGACCCAAACGGUUGACACAAACGGUCGACCGUCAUAUUAAACUUCGAAACGGACCACUACUGUCAGCAAAACGGUCGACCGCCGUCGGCGAACGGUUGAUUGUCGCCAGCCCAGCAGAACGCCGCCGUUCCAACAAGUCAACAACGGUCGACCGCCGGUCAACCACGGUCGACCGUCACGGUGAUCCAGAAAUCCGACGAGUUGAAAUAUAGCACGGUCGACCGCCGUGCUAAACGGUCCACCGUUCUGAGACCCGUAGCUUAAUUAAUUGAUAUUUUUAUCAGAUUUCACCCAAAUAAAAUAAAGUAUAUUUA